GGAGGAACGGAAUCGCUCAGGAUCUUCGCUCGAGCAUGCGCAGAAGAGGGAGAGAGCAUGCGUGCUUGGGAAAGGAGGAAGCUGAGGUAGUCCUUCACGCCGCAGAAGCAGCAUGCAGGCAGCGUUGGAAGUGACUGCACGGCAUUGCCGCAAAGAAGCAGAGCAGUAUGGCCAAUGCGUUGCUGCCAACCCUUCCUCUUGGCAUCAGGACUGUCACCAGCUCAAACUUGACAUGGCCAAGUGCACAUCUUCCCACCCGAUCGUGCAGAAGAUUCGCCACGAUUGUGCUGAACCGUUCAUUGCAUUUGAACAGUGCCUUAAGCUAAACCAGGCUUCUGUGGCCAACUGCAGUGAACACGUCCAGCAGUUCCUGCUCUGUGCGGACAAGGUGAAGCUCGCCAUGUAAGGCUGCAGUUCAUAGGGCAGAGAAACGCAAAAUGGGUGUCCCAGGAAUCUGACCUUUGGCCAUGCUGGCUGGGCUUACAGUAGUUGUCUGAAACAUCUGGAGGGUACCAGGUUCCCUGCUGAAAGUAUCACGGUGUCAGACUCUGGAACUGUUCCAAAGCAGUGAUCUUGUCAGUGUUGGCCGAGUUGUUUUCUGGAAUGCCAGCGCAAUUAAAGACCCCUGGAAGCACUACAUAUGAACUCAAGGUCUUAUUGGGACACAGAAGUUCUUACCCUGCCCUGGAUACCAUUUGCCCAGCUGUGGCUGCUACUGUCUUGUCAGCUUGGCACAUUGAAGGACAGCGUUUGAUCGACAAGCCAUGGAAGUUUGCAUUGGUGUAACAGUAGCAGCUUGACUUGUUAUCUGUGAAGCCGGAACUCCUUCUUGGAGUCUGCUGUAUACAUUUUGCUGGGCCUGGAGCUUACUAGACAUGGUGCAAUAAACUGCAGUCAGAGACCAAAGUAACAUUUUCUGGCUUUUCAGUUUUAGUGGCCCCAGCAUUUGCACCUGUAGAAUCAUGUCUCAGCUGUAUUACAGUUUCUUGGGCAGACAUGGAAUGGAAUCUAAUGUUCUGCUCUUGGAACUUCUCUGCAAAAUCUGUGAAGCUUUGGCAUUUCAACCCCAUGCUUAAAUUAGCAUUUUUCCUUGAACAUGGGAAUAAAAUGAGAGACACAGCAAUUAUCUGUGGGUAACCCACUUAUAGCCAAUAGAGGGCACUGUCGUAACAUGCACAGCCUUCUCAGUCACAUCACUGUUUCUUGACUGCAUUGCAAAACAUAAAAAUGGCAUCACAUAUACAAAGUUACACCCAUGUCUCCUCAUAUUAGUCAGUCCAGAGUAAUUGACACCCUCUGGAUGGAUUAGAAUCCACACUGGAUCUAUAACCAUCCCUUAACAAGAGGAAGCAAUCCACCCUUUGGGGGCUUUUUAAUCAUAGUUUUCUUCAGGCAGAGCUAGUAAACCCAUGUCUGGACUGUACCAGUGAAGAGUGUGGAUGUAUACAGAGCUGGUGUGUCAACAUCACCACAUGAGCCCUUACCUGAAGUGAACCCCUGGUGUGGUACAGGCCACAAGCAGGCCACCAUUUCUGUCGACCCCUCCCAUUUAUUUAUUUUUAAAUACAGAAAAAAGACAUUAAUACAGGCACAUCACAACAUCAAUAAUAUAAUGUACAAAAGCCCAACUAAUAAAUGAAAAAUGGCCUCUUCUGUGAGGCCAAACCAUGCUUAAAGAACAUCAAGGGGUGGUUGAUCUGAGUCAAUUGAUCCUGUCUAUGAGGGAAUGUGAUUGCUUGAUGUAGGUGUGGAGGAACAAGCAGGGUUAAUUUACAGUAAUGAAAGAAUCCCCUUGCAUUAGAGCAAAGACGCAGAACCUCAGUUCUGGGGACCAAAGCUGCCCUCCAGGGUCAUGCCCCUCACCUGCCUUUCCACCUUUUCCACAAACUGAUUGAUUGGAGGUUUCCAUGCAGUUUUUCCACUUCUACUAGAAGGCUGAAAAAACUCUCCUAAGAUUUAAUUGCUGGCAGUAAGUAAAGUUUUAUGCUAAAAUAGGGUGGUGCUUUUUUUCUACCUUUUGACCAUUUGGCACCACCUCUUUUGCCAUCAGUCCUGCCAACCACCAGAAUACAGCUCUUGAAUGAUUCUCUGGAUUUGAAAGAGAUCCUGCAUCCUGCCUUAGGGUUAAUAGCCCAGUCCACAGAAUAUUAGUUGCAACAUCCUGUUAACUUAAGGAAGCCAUAACUAGUUUGUUUUGUGCCUUUGAAUUUAAAGGGGUAUAGGUACAAAUAAUUUCUGGACAGAGGCUGUUAGUGUGUUUGAAAAGGCCAUACAGCAGUGAUCUAUGGGCUAUAAGUUGCUUAGGCUCUGGGCCAUUGUUUCACCUCUGUUUCCUCCUCUGUGUAAUGGUAUGCUCUUGUUUCCCCAGAGAGAUUGCAUGAAAGCUAAUUAUUUGAAAUGGACAGUGGGGUCCUUGGGCAGGAGUGUGAAGGGCAAUUCAUUUGUUUCAUUUUUUGCUGUGCUUGUUGAUUCCUCCCUUCGCAAUACAACUCCCUGAUUCAUGAAGUCACAACUGGUGGAGAAGAAAACUAUCCAACCAUUGCUCCACCAGGUUGUGGUUGUUGGCACCAGCCAAGCAGAACUUACAUGCCAAGCUGGCACAGAAGAGAACAAACAGUUCAUCCACUGCCUUUUAUUCCUCAUCCGGAAAAAUGUCCUCAUUUUAAACCUUACUUCUCACUCGCUAUUGAGAAUACCUAUUAAUCGGCAGUGUGGCCUUUGGUGUUGGUAAUCUCCUCGGGGGAGUUAGAAUGCUGCUCUCAAAUGGGUGAAGGACGGUGGAGGGACUGCAUUCCUUUCAUGCACACAUACAUAGUUUUGAUUGGCUUAUGUCCAGCCAGAAACAAGAUGGACAUGAAAGAGGGUGAAUGCAGGAGUUGUGCAGAGUAAAGAAACCCUUCAAGAGUUGACAUGUUGUCCAAAAAUAUAGCUUAUUGUGCAUUUGGAGUCCAUUUCAGUCUUAUCCAGAGAACAAUCCUUUUCCAGUAGUGAAGUAUUGGGUGCUUCAACCUCCAUGAAUUUCAGGUUCUUGACAAGAAGGAGGUCCCAUAUGAAGGCAUCAUGUUCUCCAGAAGAUCUGAAGUGGAAGUGCCCACAUCCUGUGUCAUCGUAUGUCUGUAGGAAAGGUGGUGGUGGGCACAGGGGUCAUGUGUGAACUCAGGGUUUGCUGCUGGUUUGAUCCCCCCACCCAGCAACCUGCUUUCUGAGGGCCCUUCCCUGUACUGGUAGGCCAUAGUGGGUUUUCCCCACUGUGCAAUCAGUCACACUGGAGUGAUCAGUGACCAGUGCUUUGUUGCUUCCAUUUUAAGUUUCCCAUGGUGCUGCUGGUGAAGUAUCAUGCCUGGAUGUUGUGAGGAAUAAUGACUUCAGUGGUGGUGAUUGCAUUUGUGUCCUGCUUAUGGACUUCCCACAGGCAGCUGUUCGGUUGCUGAAUGACUGGACUGAAUGACCCUGGGGUCUAUCCAGCAGGAUUUCAUGUUGGCUGCUGGGAAGGUCCUUUCAGUCUUCACUGGAUGAGUAACAAACCUGUGGCCUUGUGUCACACUUUCUUCCCUUUAAUCCAUUUUUCCCUUUCUCUUUCUGUCUCUUUGGAAGAGAAAGGGAAAAAUCAUCGAUUCCAUAUGUCACAUAUAGGAAGGGGAUGUCCUUAAUGCCUAUGAUAACUGCUGCCAGUCACCCCUUUUAACAAGUCAUCCGCAGACUAGUUGUGUGAUCUAGCACUGGAAAGGGGGCAUGUAGCCUCUAAUGACCAAAUAAUGAAAUGUGAUUCAAAAAAAAAGAGGAGCAAGAGGGAAGAAAGAUGAUGAAACCAAAUUACUCUGCUUUCACUGCUCAGGCUGUGAUGCUGCAAAAGGAGGCAGAUGCCAGAAUCCUACAAAACGAAUGAAUAACACAAGUGUGCAUUUAUUGGGCCAAAAAUGGUGGUGUGAGAAGCAUUGCAGGGCAUAAGCUCAUGAUUUUGCAAGAAGCGGGUUGCUACUUUGUUCAGGAUCAGCAAGAGCGGCUGCUCACUGGCACGUUUCUGUCUGGAAGUUCCUGCAUUCUUACAAGGGCUGCUGAGGUUGAACUACUGACUCACAGGCAGCUGCGUGAGGCCCCAGGAGUUGUGCCUCUGCAUCAUUUGUGACACUGGCCCAUAUCCAAAUGCUGCUGCCCAGAGAGAUUGUGUCAGUUCAACCUAGGAAAGGUAGGCAUGUCACCCUCUGGUGCAAAGGUGCAGGGUAGCCUUCUUGGUCCUAUGCGGCUGAGUUUAGCCUUGGACAGAAGUAGCAGCCAUGCAGAAGUUCUAUGCACACGUAGCCAGAAUGGCCUAAGUAGGCCCAAUUCAUUGGUGGGUCGGUGUUCAUGAAACAGUGGGAGCAGGCAGAAAAGAAAAUAUUCUUGUGUCGUUUGGAAACAUGACUGCCAAGGAGUCACUUUAAAAACCUGUGUUCUGGCUCCUUCAUGCAACCAGCAACUUUGGCCUGUGGAAGCUCCUGUGAUCUUUGCCUGUUGGUUUCUACAGCAACAGUUUCUGUGGCGUGAGGCAGCGUGUGCCCCGUCAGUGACAAUUGAGUUGACAACUCACAAGUGGAAGCAGUCUCAAAGCAGGCAGCAGAAAGAGGUGUGCUUUUUUUCUUACCAGUUCCCUGGUGGGCUGCCAUAUGUGGACUGAGAUUAGAUGCUUUAGGCUAGCUUGCUCUUUUUAUAACAUGCCAGGUUAAAAGGCACACCUCUUUGCAUUUUCAUAGGAUGGCUCACCCCAGUUUAAUGUUAUAGGCGAUGGCGAGCACUAGGACAGGCUCUUUCUGGAAUUUCAUCUCUGCUUGGCUUCAGGGCCAAGCAGCUGAAAGCGCAGACAGUUAAUCUUAGGCAGGUUUGGCAUUUGAUUUUUGUUGUUUAAUUUCCAAAUGUACAUGCAAAAGACAUCAGCACGACACAACAUUGGAUCACAAUAGGCAUGAACAAGUGAGGCUUUUUUUCAGCAGGCCUGAUGUCUGGAGGGCAACCUUUGAUGUGUACUUGCUGCACAGAAAGACUCUUCAAAACUCACUUUGUACCCCAAACCUAGUGCAAAUGCCCCUGGGUGGGAGGAGCGAUAUAGACCUACAGAGAAUGCACAAUUUGUCUGGACGCUCUGCACAUGCCAUGUUAGUUUUUGUGUGGCUUGGACAGGAUGAUGUCUUGGUGUAUUGUGCCAACACGGCCUUCAGCUUUAGCUACAGAGGAGGUUACAAUCUUGCACCCAGUUUUCUAUGCUCAUUUCCAUUUAAAUCAGGGGUGUUCAACCACAGGUCCAUGGCUCAGAUCCAUCCUGCUGGGAUCUGUGGGUGUCCAUCCUUCUUUCCUCAACUGCUGAUUGUCUUGAAUUGACAAGACUAUCGGCUGAUUUCCCAGUUUUCCUCAUUCUGAAAUGUCUAAAUGCCUCUCUCUCAUGCCUAGGUACUGGCUGUAAGAGCUGUCAGCUAAGGAACUUUGGUCCUGCCCUUCUGCCUUCAGCCCUGCCCAUUCUCAGUAUGUAGCCUGAGAGCUGCUCUGAAAUGCAAUGCAGCCCUCAGAGUAAGACAGGUUACUCAGAGUAAGACCCCUGAUUUAAUUCAGUGGUCCAGUCCAGUAGAAGCAGGUUGCCACCCCCACUUUAAGAAGCAUAUGAACUGAAAAGAGAACAAAGAGGUGAUGAUAGUGAUACAAUGUAAUGCUCAGUUCUGGACCAUUGGGGCUUGGCGCACACCUCGGCAAUGGCUGCCAUGAGCAGGGCUUCCCCAUUUAUAAGAUGGCCGCCAUGGUGGGUAUAAUAUUCAUGUCCCAGAAUGCAAAGUGGUGAGGCCAAAGCAAAAGCAAAGCCUUACUCAAGAACCCAAGUCCAAGGCAUAGGUGGGGUGUGACCUCCAAAACAAAAUACGUCAACUCUUCUGACUCCAAAUAAAGAUUAUGCCAGAGGACAGUGCUUUGCUUUGCAGCCUGACCAUUAGGGGAAAAAAUUUAAAACAUUCUCUAAAAAUCAAAUGAAGAUCAGGAAUGGCAGGAAGCCUGGCAGAUGCCAAGCAAAGGUGUCUGUGGACACCAUGAUGGACACCUCAACUAUAAUAUUACUAGUAAGAUCAGUAAUAUUAUUAGUAAUAUUGAUGAUCAAUAACAUGGUAAAUGCCUGAAUCUUCACACAGUGGUUUUAAAAAUUAAAAAGAGAUCAGAUUUCCUAGCAACAUUAGGAAAGGGCCAAAAUGGAUAGCAUUCAGUUGGCUGUUAAUCCUGCCUGUCUCUUCAGUGACAAGGUCAGGGUCACCAGCCACCUGAACAACAUGGCUCAGAGCCACCUUUCCCCUUCCUGGUGCUCUCCAGAUGUUCUGGACUCCAUCUCCCAGGAUUCGUGACCACUGACCAUGCUGGCUUGGGCUGGAGUCCAAAAACAUUUCAAAGGCAUCAGGUUGGGGAAAAUCUAUGAGCUCUCCCCCACACUGGUUAGAUCUCCUGGUUAAACAUGACUUUGGAUGUGUGUGGCUUAUGAACACGGGUGCAUAUAUGCAGCAUCUACAUUGAUCAAAUUGCUUUGUCUGCUUGCAUACUGAGACCAAUUUUCUAUAUCCUGGCUACCCUAACGAAACAGCGAAUAGUUACAGGUGAAACCCUUCACCCCAUUAGAUACUUUUAGGCUAUACCUAUUUACCUGGAAGUAGUGGUGUAGUGGAGUCAGGACCCUCAGGGAUGCCACACUGUACUAUUUAUAUUAGCAGGGUUAAUGAUAUCUGCUGCUCAGUCCUGAUUCCCUGUUCCCUCUAAGUUUACCUGUAAUUCUCAGAGUAGCUGGGGUGGGAACAGGAAAGGAAAUGAAUUUUGAUCAGCAGCAAUAUUUCCUGCUGCAACGAAAAGGGUUUGAGGAUGUCCUUGUCUUGAAUGGGCAAUGAAGACCCAUUUACUUUAUAAAACACCAGCUCAUAGUGGAGAUGAAAACUACUAGAACUGGUUUGUACUACUACUACUACUACUACUACUACUACUACUACUACUACUAAUCUACUAAACUACUAGAACAUGGAUCAUGGCAGCUGCCUGGAAUUUUGGACUCUCAUUUGGUGUGUGGUUAGUAAGACUGCCAUGAUGAGUGCCUUUACUUCAAAAUUUAUGACCAUUUUAGUCCCUGGGUGUAAGCCCACCUCAUUGGGUCUUAUUUCUGAGUAGAUAUACAGCACUAUAUAGGAUUGUGCUUUAAGAUGACUAGGGGAAGCAUUUAAGGAUUGAGGUUGUGUUCCACCCUGCAAUAUAGUUAUGAAUGACCUACACUAUGUGGACAGUCUAUUUGUAGAUCAGUCCAGCAGACUCACAUCAAAACAGGUUUUUCUCAGACUAGAGAAUCUUUCUACAUAAUGUCCCCCACCAUCAAAAUGUAUUAAAACAAGAGCUGAUUACUUUAUUUGAAGGAUAGUCUUCCUCCACCCACAUUUAACAGAUUGCUUUUGCAGAAGGGCACCUGCUUCCACAUCCCACCCACUCUUCAUAUAUGAUUGUCUUCUUUUCAACUCCAUUUUGGAGUGUUGAUCUGCACAUUAACAUAGAUUAUGUACACUUAGCUGCCAUUAAGGGAAUGCUGAUGUUGGUUGCCAGCUUUGAAGGAAGUGGUCCGGUUUUGGAAAAGCCAUGUCUAUAUAAAACCGGAUUGCCUCCUGGCAUAUUCCAAAUAUUUACUUUGCACCGGCACAUCACAGCCCAUCAGUGAUCAAAGGGCUUUAUCUCACUUAUUGGUUCAGGAAAGGGUAAUGCAGGACAUCAGACCUCUUUCAGCCUGUCCAAAUACUAUUUCAGAGAAGCUCUAAGGGACCAUUUUCUAGUGCUCAGCGGGAUCAAAGGCAAAAGGGGUGUGGGCCAAAAAUGCCAGCAUAUUUUAGUUUAAAGCUGUUACUGCCAGUAACUAAGCCCCAGAAGAAGAAUUUCAACCUUUUAGGAUGGGGAAAAAUUGCCCCAAAGCUGAGAAACCACCAAUCAGUUUGGAAUAAGGGAGCCCAGGAGGGCUGCAUUAUGAUCCUCGGCCUGGGGUCCCGGCUGCCAUGAACUGAUCACAGGGCAGAAGAAGUGUAUGAUCUACUGGGAGCCCAGUGUCUUUUGUGUUUUUGAUGAAAGGACCCAGAUUGUGUGCUGCAAUGGUGACAGAAGAGCUCUUAUGAAGUCACAGUGCUACAAUGACUAUAGAUGCGAUCUCUGCCAAUUAUCAAAUGGCUGAUGGAAAGUGGGGCAGAUUUCAAACAAGUGGAGGCAUUCAGGAGUGACAUGAAUUUCAAGCAUAUUCACAGGGUAAAGACAGCACUCUCAAAAGACUAUGGUUGAGUUAUGCAGCACUCAGCUCAGUCCUAACACCGAUGUCUUGAGGUGGGUACAGAAUUCUGAAUCUCCUUUUGGACAGGAAAGCAUCACCCAACUUUGAUAGCCAGCUUCCACAUGUGGUGCAGAAAUCACCCAAGACAGUCCACUGGCUUUCAGUGUUGCAGAGAGCUUGGGGUGGGAGUGAGAACUCUUGUCAGUGCUUGCUUAGGGUUGCAGCAUUGCUGAGCUGAACUGAGAGAGAUUUGUGAAAAACUAUGAAGGAUAAAGUGGGUGGAGAUCCAUGACAAAAGGCACUCAGUAGACCAAGGCCAGUCUUCAUCUAGACCAGCCUGCUCCAAUCUGGUGCUCUCCAGAUGUGUUGGGCAACUUUGGUCAUCCAAUCAAUGGCCAUGUUGGCUGGGGACGAUGACAACUCUGUUGGUUUAUUUAUGUUGAUCCUUGGCCCAAAUCAAGGCUCCUGGAGAGGCUUACAACCAAUUGAUAAAAGACAGUAGUUCCCAUCUGGGGGACAGCAGGUGAGGAGGAGACUAAUCUAGACUAGGGGUGGGAAACUUCUCCCAUGCAAAUAUUGGAUUACAGCUUUCAUUAGUCAUGUUUCUGGUGCUGAUGGACAUUGGACACCACAACAUCUGGAGAGUCCCAGGUUGCCCACUUCUGAUCAAGACCAUCUCUUAGGUGUCCUUGGGAUCUCUCAACUCUAAGACUAUCUGUAUUACAAUCAAACUAUUUUAGCAAUCUUUCCCUGCCCAUGAGAAUUGUAGAUCUAUGAUCUGGCAGUAAGCCUGAGCUGAGUUUUCUCUGCACAUUCACCAAGCUAGAGUUCUCAGAAUCUCCUUUGAGUGAGAGAACUAUGACAAUGUUAUAAAAAGCAGUAUAGCUUUCUAGUUGUAGUAGUACACUCCUACACUUAAUUUCCUUAGAGGACUUGCUUCCCCAUGACUAAUCUUUGCUCUCUUGUAUGUUGGCAAGUUCCUGAAAACCCAACUGUUAGUUUUUCCAAUACUGAAGAAAAUUAACAAGAAAAUCAAAAUUCAACUCUUAUGAAAAACAGCAUGAGAGCACUGGAAACCUUCUCCUUAACCAACAGCUAGAUUUUCCACCUCCAGUGAUGGUGUGUCAAACUAGCCUCUGUGUCCUACAGUUUUAAACACAGAAACACACUGCUAUAAGUACAGCUACACAAUGUGAAAUUAUCCAUGUACAGGACAUCAGGUGAAGGGUGAAGGAAAGGCAGUGUAGCAGUCCUCCAAGUUUUGAUGGUCGGCACCCAGGAAGAAUCAGCAUGGAAAGACUGGACAGCCUCAUUGCCUUUGCAGGGUCCAAAGAUUUUUCACCCCCAGAUAGGUCUUGCUCCUCCAGCCAUUCCCACCUUCUAAGCUCAGAGUGGUGUGCCCUGGGUGGAAAAGGAGCCAAACAUGCCCCCAUGGUCAGGAGGUGAAGUAGGAACUUUGCAUGGAGUAGAGCCGGUCAAUGGGGUUGCCCACUCGGGUUUGCAGGAGGUUGGCUUCUGCUGCUGACAGCAGGCAGUCACCCAAGUGACCGAUGGUGUCGCUGUCCAUGUCGUGGAAGACACCUUCUGAAUCUAGGACAGGGAAGCAGAGAAUGAGAGAGAAAAUGAGAAGGCAACAUACUUUCCAGUUGAAGCACUGGACUUAAUGGCCUUUUGCCCCUCUCCUUUAGAUGCCUGCGUGUAAUGCAUGCAACUAACCAGAGCACACAACAACUCUCUCCCCUGCCUCUCCAUGCUUUAACAUGGCUGCAAUAAGUUCAGGCGCAUCACUGUUUGCAGCUCUAUUUUUUUAAAAGACUAACUACUCUGAGCAUAUGCUUUUGAACUCAUUUAAAUCACAGCACUCACAUGAUUACAGGAAUAAAAUGGAGUUUGUCUCUAUAUCUGCCUCUUUGCAGGUGGUCAUCGGGAGCCCUGGACUUUGGCUGUGAAGUCCAACCCUAGCUGUACCAUUGGGUUGAAACAGCAAUCAUCCCAUCCUCUGGGGAGAGAAACAUGCCACAGAAUCAGGAGAUGUUCCUGAUUGUUGUGGAUCCUUAGGCACUGAGUAUCAGUGGGCCCUCUGACCAUCGGUGGGCCCUUGCACCAAAAAUUGGUGGCCCCAGGGAGGGAAAAGCAAUCGGCUUCUCUGUUGUCAGAGAAAGUGAUGUUGGUAGCUUCAACCAAGCCCAUAAGGAACAGAACUUUGGCUGCAAGGGAGAGAACCUAGAAGGGGAAUGCCCAGGCCCAGCUUCUUCAGUACAGCUGAUAUUUGUUCACAUUUACUUCUAGAAAACUGGAUGACAGAUAGUUUGCAGCAGCUUCCCCCAGCCUUGUGCCCUCCUCUGACUGGGUUGGAGUACAAUUCUCAUCAUCCCCAAUCCUCUGACCAAGUUGGGUGGAGAUGAUGGGUGCAGCACAUCUUGACAGCACCAAGUUCGGGAAGGCUGGAAUAUGGGUAUUUGACAUCUAUAGGAAUGGACACUGGGGAGAUGUGCUCACCAUAGGGAUGAAGAUGGUCCCCUGGCAACUGGGGUGGAGUGAGCCCUUGCCGGUACAAGUCUGUGCUGUAGCUGUUCUGAUCCAGGGGAAGCAGCUGCUGUUGGGCAAUUCUGGAGUAGGGCACCAUGAGUCCAUCUAUGCCGUGCACACUGGAGCCAUCUGUGCAGUGAUCGGCGAAGCAGAGCAAACCAAGAAGAAUAUGAAGCAUAUCAACAAAUGUUUGGGAGUUAGCAGUAAUCCUUCCUUAACAUGAAAGAAAAAAGAGCUGGAGGACUGAAACCAUCCUUCAAAAAUGCAUUUUGCCUGGUUCUUGUGGACUCUCUGAAGCAAGGGAGCAAGCCAUGAUGGAGAAAAGGUGGACAUGGUGCUGAAUGGCCCUGAAUGACUUCAUCACAGGAAGAAAUCAGUAAGUGUGGCCAUGAUGGUGAAAGGGAGGAUGUCACUUGAUGAGUUUCUACCUGGCACAGGAGUCCUGCUAGGAAAAAUAAAAAUGGCAGUCCUGCUUGGGAGAAAACAACAGCAAGAACAAAAGACUGUGUGUGUAAGGGGGUGGCGUACAUGCACAAGAACUGAAUUGUAUUUAAUUGUAUUUAUACUGUUCCUUUCUAAAAAAAAGUCUCAAGGCUCCUAUGGCUAUCAA
Molecule: messenger RNA, 11423 nt
Organism: Varanus komodoensis (Komodo dragon)
Lineage: Eukaryota; Metazoa; Chordata; Lepidosauria; Squamata; Varanidae
Gene: CHCHD5
Product: coiled-coil-helix-coiled-coil-helix domain containing 5
Exons: 6
Coding region: 113-406 (97 amino acids)
Source: RefSeq, a predicted model, not a curated record